GUGGUUUAAAUCUGACACCCACUCGCAACGCAAGCAGUGAUGCGGGCAGGGACCAAGAACCUCCCUCCCUCGCACAGCCAACCCGAGCUCAGGGUGGGGGGCUCCGUAAUCCCCCCGAGCUACCGUGGGCCACUGAGCCCUGCCCCUCAUGGGUGACCCAGGGCUGGCGUAGUCGGCAGCCUAGCCAUCAGGUCCAGCGGCAGCCUUCAUUAAUAACAGCAGGGUCAUCGUCAACAGCUACAUCAGCAACAUCAACAGCAGCGUACUCACAAUUAUAAUCAGCGGCAGCACCAUUAUCAGCAGCUCCAUCAACGGUGGCACCAACACGAGCGGCAUGUCUUUCAUGGAGGUGCUGAUGCCUCGACCACUGAACACGCCUCUUGGACGCCUUAUAGAGCAGGCAACAGAUGGCGGGCUCUUACGCGAAGACUGGAGCAUGAUCCUGGAGAUCUGCGACAUCGUCAACGAGACGGAGGAUGGCCCCAGGGAUGCUCUGCGGGCUCUCAAGAGACGUCUGGGUGGCGGUGCCAACAAGAAUACCCGGGAGGUCAUGCUCGCGCUCACGGUGCUGGAGAGCUGCAUGAAGAACUGCGGGCACCGAUUCCACGUUCUGGCGGCGAGCCGCGAUUUCGUGGAGGGCUCUUUAGUGCGGCUCAUCCUGCCCAGGAGCUGCCCAACACCAGCGCUGCGAGCCCGCGUGCUACGUCUCCUGCAGGCAUGGGCAGACGCCUUCCGCAGCUCAGCUGACCUGACAGGGGUGGCCCAGGUGUACGAGGCGCUGAAGAGGAAAGGCGUGGAGUUCCCUCCUCCCAUCGCCCAGGAGACAGAAACUCCAAGCUGGGAAGAGACGCUGAGCCAGCCGUGCGGCCCCAGGACCGACCUCCCAGUGUCGUGGGGCAGCACGGCCGUGCCCAGCGACGGCCUUCAGCCACCAGUGGACGAGACCCGCGCAAUUGGGGUGAUGCGGGGCCGCCCGCUGAUCGUGGCGGCUCAGCGGGCGGCACGCGACCUCACGACGGCUCUUCGCAGCACGCAGUCCGGAGUCACGCUAGCCCCUUCUGGCUGGGAGCACCUGCAGGUUGAUGCCCUGGCCGCCAGGUGCGGGACAUUCCGACGCCGGGUGCACGAGCUGGUGUCAGAGGGCAUGGAGCAGCAGGAGAUGGAGCAGCUGCUGGCACUGAACGACGAACUCAACCGCGCGUUGCUGCAGCACGAGAGCUACUGUCAGGUACACGUGGGCACCGAGGAGCACUCGUCUGGCACAGCACCGGCAAGUCUUGAUGAAUCGGAGCUAUCGCUGGCCACAGACGAUGGCAACAUUUGGGCAGAUGAUCUGGCACACAGUCGCGUCACAGAAGACCUACGCAAGAGAGUGUAUGCAGAGCGUCUGGAGGCUGUGACUGAAGCGUGGCUUCCUCCUGUGCACUUGGAACCCAUAGACAUCUGGCUAGCCAGCCAGAACAUGAUCCCUUUGGCACAACCCUCUUUUAUGGACGACAUUGAGAAGUGGCUGAACUCCGAUGUGAAAGGAGAUGUCGAAGAUGAAGGUGAUACGACUGAGGAGUUUGAGCGGUUCCUGGGGCGGCGUGCGCGAGCUGUGAAGAGCGACAGGCCCUCAGGAUCCUCCACGCUGCCCAUCGGAGAUGCCAGGAUUCAGCAGCCCCCCCAGCCAUGACACAAAGUGACAUGACAGCCCGGUGCUCCCCAGUUGCGUAGCUAUCGAGUGUGCAGGCGGUGCACCUGCAUCCCCGGAGCAGAUGGGCCCAGUUGUCAAGCCUCGAACAGGAGGGAAAUAGGACAGGGGGCCCCUUUUAUUUAUUAUGCCAGGGCCCAAUGUUAACCUCACUACGCCACUGGUGCCGCCACCCACUCUUUUAAAUGCAAGAAUGUGUUUGUUCUCGGCAUGCAAUGAUUCACUGCAUGAGCAAUUUCGUCGAAUUGUCAUGAUUCAGGAUAUUUUGUGUUUUUCUUGUUCUUCCCAUCCCAUUUGUAGUCUUUUUUUAUGUCCUGUUUGUACAGUUUUGCUUGCCCUUUGCCUAGUUUUAACUCGAACAAAUACUUCCAUAUAUUCUAGAUUUAAAGCUUUCGUGACUGCUAGGAUCCAUACUCUUUGGUUCUAUUGGGUAAAGUCACGUAGAUAAAAAAUAAAAUAACAAAAAAUCAUAUAUUUUGUCAACUCUAUACGGACAAUUUGAUGCAUAUUAUCAUGAGGAUAACAAAUGAUUUUCAUCAAUCAAGCAAUGUAUCGUCACAUGCCUAGUUAGUGCAUUGCGAGUUUUAAAACUACAUGCUCAUUGUUUCUCCUUUGUCUAUAUUGGGUUCUAUUUUGUGAGUAUUAAAGCACUUGUUUCAAUAUACAUACAAUGUAUAAACAAGAGUAUCUGCAGCUGGACAGCAUUUGUGCUGUGCCAAAUGAGCCUCCUGAUAUCAUCAUACCCAUGAGCACACUCAGGUUUUAUAGAUGUUAACUUUGGCAGAAAUUCUGGCCGAUAGCCUUUAUAGUACCCCAACUGAGUAAUUAUUGCAGCAUAUACGCAAGAGCCACGACAAUUACAGUCAAGUGUUCUCUUACCAAUGUUUUAAUCCCUUUUACUGUCUACUAAUUUUCAACCAAAAUAUUUCAUUCAAACAUUUUACAAAUUUUUGGAAAGUGCAAUGGUUAGCUUUGAAAAUAUGGAUGCGGUAUAAAAUCGUUUUAAGAAUCAACCCUGCCUACCACUCACAUCGGUAGGGUUAGCAAGUUCGCAAUCUAACCUCAAUAAUGAAGGAUCGGGCCGUGCAUCAUUUAGUUUUGCGCUUAGAAGCUCACAAGCGAUGGGCCCUCUACUAGCAUUUGUUUGACGAGUGUAGCCCCAAGGACUCCAGCGAGUUAUGCCACUGGUUCAAAGUGCUGAACUGAACCAUCACUGCCAGAUUCUGGGAGAGUCUUCUGGGGUUUGAAAGAAGAGAGAGCGCCCAUGAGGAAUUUCUCAUUGGGGAAAUUUAAUUUCUGACACCAGAGGUGGUAGCUAGUAAUAGGGUGCAAUUUUGGGCUGACUUGCACGUAUUGUGAUCUGUGCCGUUUGCUUUUAUAGACUACACGGGGUCAUAACAAGGUUCUGUUGAUUACAUAGCUCAUAGCUGCAAAUAUCAUAGUGGUGUAAUAUUUACCUUGAAUGUUUGACGUUCAUGCAAUAAGCUCGUAAAAACAAGUCUAUAACUGUAUUCUGUGUUGGUUUUCAAACAAAUAAAUUGAAAUUAUAUAUA
Molecule: messenger RNA, 3246 nt
Organism: Petromyzon marinus (sea lamprey)
Lineage: Eukaryota; Metazoa; Chordata; Hyperoartia; Petromyzontiformes; Petromyzontidae
Gene: TOM1L2
Product: target of myb1 like 2 membrane trafficking protein
Biological process (GO): signal transduction
Cellular component (GO): membrane; endosome
Molecular function (GO): ubiquitin binding; clathrin binding; phosphatidylinositol binding
Source: RefSeq, a predicted model, not a curated record